UCUCAUUUCGAAGCUCUGCGGGGAUGCAACCAAGCUGGACAAGCAAACCUUCCAGCCCCAUAGUGCUGCGGCGGGAACCACUAGCAUUCCAGCAUCUCGCUGGCUCCGAGAACUUGGAAACCCUGUUGAAGCUCCGCAUGUGAAGCCGAAAUAUGCCCCUGGCCUGAUGAGCUUCCCUCUAGGGCGACUCCGAUAUUUAAAGACCUCCUUUGUCCUCCCUAGACAAUCAGCACGCCCCAGAUCCUCUAAACACAGUCGUUUCUACGCUUGACCCUCUGUAUCAAUAUUCCUCGAACCGAAUUCGAUCGCUCGCUCAACUCGGCUCUCCAGCAAUCCCAAUAGCUUUGUCAAGAUGAAGACCUUCGCCGCCGCCGCCAUUCUUGCUCUGGCCUCCGUUGCCACUGCCCAGCUUGACAACAUCCCCUCUUGCGCCUUGACCUGCUUCGUCAACACCCUGUCUAGUGAUGGAUGUUCAAGCUUGACUGACUUCGCCUGCCACUGCAAGAAGAGCGACUCCCUCUUCGCCUCAGUCACUCCCUGUGUGCAAAAGGCAUGCAAUGCGGAUGACCAGGCCAAGGUCAUCACGGCAGUUGAGGGUACCUGCAAAGACGCUGGUGUCCCAAUCACGGUUCCCAACCCCAGCUCUGCUGCUCCAUCCAGCUCUGCUGCUCCUUCAUCUGCUCCUGUUAGCUCUACCCCGGCCACCAGCGCUGCUCCCACCAGCGCUGCUCCUACAACCAAUGCUGCCAGCUCCGCUGCCAGCUCCGCCGCCUCCUCUAUCUUGGUCACCGCUUCCUCCAACGCAACUGCUACUGCUACUCCCACCGUGUCUCAGUUUACUGGUGGUGCUGCUCAUGCUACCCAAGCUGCUGGCAUCCUCGGUGCCGCUGCUUUGGCUUUCCUUGCUUUGUAGAUUGCCAAUUUCUCUUGAU
This is a messenger RNA of Lindgomyces ingoldianus, 932 nucleotides long. RefSeq names its product CFEM-domain-containing protein. The transcript is spliced from 2 exons. The record is from RefSeq and is a predicted model, not a curated record. Bases 353 to 913 code for a protein of 186 amino acids. Lineage: Eukaryota; Fungi; Ascomycota; Dothideomycetes; Pleosporales; Lindgomycetaceae.